AGGGAGUAGACAGUCGCAGUGUGGCUCUACUGAGGUGCUGGUCACGUCCUUAGUCAUCUCACUCUAAAAUGUUCAAUUUAACAAAGACAGCUGCUAGGAACAUUGGGUUUCGUUGGCUUUCAGGCAGUGCUUCACUGCAAGCACCAACAGUAGCUGUGGUGCUUUCUGGCUCUGGGGUAUACGAUGGUUCUGAAAUUCAUGAAGCUUCAGCUGCCCUAGUUAGCCUGACACGUGGUGGAGCAGAUGUUGUUUGUUAUGCUCCUGAUUCUGCUCAGAUGCAUGUUAUAGAUCACACUAAGGGUGCACCAGCAGAGAGGGAAACUCGUAAUGUUUUAGCCGAGUCUGCCCGUAUUGCUCGUGGUAACAUUAAGCCUAUCACUGAGUUAACGAGUGGGGUGGCAGAUGCUGUUUUCUUUCCAGGUGGAUUUGGAGCAGCCAAAAACCUGUCUGACUUUGCAGUUAAAGGAGCAGAUAUGACAGUUAAUAGUGAAGUAGAGAGAGUAAUAAAGGAUUUUCAUGGUGCCAAGAAGCCCCUUGGUUUCUGUUGCAUUGCUCCCAUGUUGGCUGCGAAAGUUCUAGGUGGCAGUGGUGUUACUGUUACUCUUGGCAAGGCAGAUGAUGGGUCGGGAAAGUGGCCAUAUGCAGGUUCGAUUGAGGCUGCUAAGGCUUUGGGAGCAAAUACAGUUGAAAAGGCAGUUGAUGAAGUGGCAGUCGAUGAGGCUAACAAAGUUGUGACUUCACCAGCUUUCAUGUAUGAUGGCAAAUUUCAUGAGAUUCAUGAUAGUGUAGCCAAGGCCAUCAGUGCACUUCUAGUGGCCUGAGGACCCUGUGCAAACAAGCUCCACAAAGUCUUCAAAGUGAUGAAUAAAAUUAACAUUACCAGUUUUGCAUUUAAGAAAAAAAAAGUACUACUUAAGGUUAUCACUUCCUUUAUUUAACAAAGAAACUAUGAUAACCAAUAAUUAUUCUAUUUACUGCUUUCUAAUUUUUGCAGUAAAGUCAUUUUUUUCUGUUUUUAUGGCAAUAAGGUUUGCUCUAUAAAAAUUUGAAAAAAAAAAAAAUACUCUUAUCUCAUAAAAAUUGGUAUUUUUUAUGAGCUGAAUACAUGACACUGUACAUUUCAACAUUUCUAAAAAAUCUUGCACUGCCCACAGGUUGUGUACUACACUGACUAGUAAAUCUUUUAAGUAUUCUCUGAUUUAUCAUACACAAUAUCUAUAUAUAGCCAGUAUUAGGACAUGGUUCACUUUAACUAUUAAUAGGCAUAUUCACUUACCUGCAGAAGUUUUUAAAACUUAUAUGUGCCUCUACUACUCUGUAUGAAGCCCAGCUAUUCCAGUGCACCACCACUGGUCUUCAAAUAAAUAGCACCAUCAAGCAAAUCAUUAUAAACUUGCAAUACACAAUAUUCAUUCAUAUUUCAAUGAAAGUAGUUUUGUGACCAAGUACUGUAGUAGUAUUACCAACUAUGAGAAGAUUUUCAUAUUAGAACUAAUUAACAAAAUACACAAAAACUUCCCAUAAAUGUAAUUAAUUCCUGCAGAUGAACACUUCCUGUACAUUUUGCUCACCAUGGAGGUGAACAGUUAGUUAACUAUAAGUUCUAUAUAACUUAUGGCACACAGUCAAGGAAAAGUUAAAUCACAAUAUAAUCACACUAUGCUCGCCACAUAUUCAUAAUUAUAAUUAAUUUACAUGUUUUUACAAAAGGUUCCAAUGAUCUGGAAAUUCAGUUUUCACUGGGCUACUUCCUCUAUAUACAUAUGUGCAAAACUCCACUAUGUGAGAUUGAAAAAAAAAAACAUAAAAAGAGAUCACAUAAGAUCCUCUGUGCAACAGCACAAACAACUGUGCUAAACAAAUCAGGGUCUACACCAAUAGGAGAUUCUCAUGAAAAUUUAUUUUGAUAUGUCCCUCUUAUACUAUUGUUAUGUACUGUAUAUAUCUCAUUCUGUGGACAAUGCUUACAAUAUCAUAAAAUACUGUAUUUACAAAAUUUUAUGGCACAUUACAUACAGUAGAUCUAUACAAUAAAUUGCUCAUAUGAUACUAUAGCUACAGAACAUUUUAAAUGGCAAUAUACUGUGAUAAAUUCUGAAGAACUUUUAUAACAGAUGCAAAAAAGAACUGUGCAUUUUAAAGAAGAUACUUAAGUGCAUUCUUUACUGUUGGACAGCAAAUGAAAAGGGAUAAAGCGUACAUAUUUUCGAAUUAUGUGAAGAAGUUAUAUAUGAUACUGUACAUUAUACACAUAACUAGUAGCUGAGGCUUUGUGAGCGAGCCUACACACUCUGUGAGUACAACUAAUGUGAAAUGAUAGGCAAGGUUCAAGAAGCUACUAACUCACAACAUAUACAUUUCAGACUGCUUACCUUCUUCUUAGGGCAAAAUGUAAACAACAAUGCUCUGGCACAGGACAUCAAGUAAAAGUAUUUUAUAUUUUUUUACUUUCAAAAAUCACUUCAGCGAUUAAAAAUUAUCACUACCA
This is a messenger RNA of Cherax quadricarinatus, 2488 nucleotides long. RefSeq names its product glutamine amidotransferase-like class 1 domain-containing protein 3, mitochondrial. Gene Ontology annotation, cellular component: mitochondrion. The record is from RefSeq and is a predicted model, not a curated record. Lineage: Eukaryota; Metazoa; Arthropoda; Malacostraca; Decapoda; Parastacidae.